This is a messenger RNA of Jatropha curcas, 1670 nucleotides long. Its product is annotated as PI-PLC X domain-containing protein At5g67130. Gene Ontology annotation, molecular function: phosphoric diester hydrolase activity. The record is from RefSeq and is a predicted model, not a curated record. Gene Ontology annotation, biological process: lipid metabolic process. NCBI's taxonomy places the organism in Eukaryota, Viridiplantae, Streptophyta, Magnoliopsida, Malpighiales, Euphorbiaceae.
AAAGCCUUGCAGGCUCAGGCUUUUAGCCAUUUCUGUCUCUGUCUUCCUCAUCGUCUUCUUCUUUUUAUUUCUCUCCCAGAUAUAUGGAAUUCCGGAAAUGAAGGAAUCAAAUGCUUUCUGCAAUUUCUCUAUCCAACUUCUCUUUUUUGGCCUUUGUUUAUUCGUGGCCGGUUGUUCCUGUCUCAAGUUGGGGGAGACCUGUUCGUCAAAUAAUGAAUGCGAAGCCGGAUUGCGAUGCGAAGCUUGCCCUGCAAAUGGAAAUACCCGAGCCAGAUGCAUCCGGACUCGGCCUUUGAGCCCAACAUCAAAAGUAAAAGGUCUGGCAUUCAAUAAAUAUUCAUGGCUAACAACCCACAACUCUUUUGCGCUCAUCAACUCAAAAUCGCAAACGGGUACAAUUCUGCUAUCUCCUUCAAAUCAAGAAGACACUGUUACCAGUCAACUCAAUAAUGGAGUUCGAGGAAUUAUGCUAGAUGUGUAUGACUUCAAUAAUGACAUCUGGUUAUGUCACUCUUUUGGUGGCAAUUGUUUCAACUACACAGCAUACCAACCUGCCAUCAACGUGCUAAAGGAGAUUGAGGCCUUUCUGGCUGCGAACCCAUCAGAGAUCGUCACUAUUUUCAUUGAGGAUUAUGUGCUAUACCCACAAGGCUUGACCAAGAUUUUUGAUGCAUCUGGUCUCAAGAAAUACUGGUUUCCUGUAUCAAAGAUGCCUAAGGAUGGAGAAGAUUGGCCAACGUUAGAUGAUAUGGUCCAGAAUAAUCAGCGCUUGGUGGUCUUCACAUCUAAAGCAGAUAAGGAGAUCUCUGAGGGCAUUGCUUAUACUUGGAAAUAUGUGGUAGAAAAUCAAUAUGGGGAUAGUGGAAUGAAAGCUGGUUCAUGUCCAAAUAGGGUUGAAUCGCUUCCAAUGAGCUCAAAAAGAGUAUCACUGGUUGUUCUAAACUAUUUUCCAGCUAUUCCCAAUGUAACAGAAUCUUGCUUCGAAAAUUCAGCUCCAUUAAUUGGCAUGACUAAAAGUUGCUACGAAGCAGCUGGACAGCGGUGGCCAAACUUCAUUUCUGUUGAUUUUUAUCAGAGGAGUGAUGGUGGGGGUGCCCUACAAGCUUUGGAUGAAGUGAAUGGUCAACUUACUUGUGGAUGUGCCAAUAUUGCCUACUGCAGGGAAAAUGCCCCGCGUGGUACAUGUGACGUUCCGCAAAUUGCACCCCCUCCACCUGCUGCUGAUGCUAAUGCACACCCACAACCUUCCUCCCAUAAUGCUUCUGACACCAACAUUCCCUAUUUGCACGUCAACCAAUCCCAGGUACAAUGGAUAGUCGGUACAAUUAUGUCCAUUGCACCACCUCCUGGUGCUGCACAACACUCCCCUCCUCCUUCCAGUAACAUUGCUUAUUUUGAUGCUAAACCAAUCCAGCUACAAUGGUUGCUGGGAACAAUUUUGAUAGUAAUGCCAUUAUUUUGGCUGUAAUUAUUAUGCUCAUGAGCCUCUUUACCCUUUAUUCUGUCCCAAACCAUAAUAUUUUGUACAGAUUAUUUGUUGUCUUCACUUUGAGGAGGGUUGUUGUCCAUAAGAGAAUUAUUUAUGUUAGAUUACACUUUGAUUUGUGGUCACCAUUGCUUGUACAUUUGACACUGUAUAAGAAAAUAUAUAAAGAUGACUUUACACAUUA